This is a messenger RNA of Thrips palmi, 672 nucleotides long. RefSeq lists its product as uncharacterized. The transcript is spliced from 5 exons. NCBI's taxonomy places the organism in Eukaryota, Metazoa, Arthropoda, Insecta, Thysanoptera, Thripidae. The record is from RefSeq and is a predicted model, not a curated record. The coding region runs from base 1 to 672 and encodes 223 amino acids.
AUGCAUUUGCAUAAUAUUGUGCACAGCUUACUGGCACAAUCUGCCAGAUUCCGGCAAGUUAUUCGGAGACCGGUACAAACUAAGAUGCCUCUUAUUCUGCCCCGUGCAGAUUACUUGAUAAUUCUCUUCGUAUUGGCAUCCGGUUGCGCCGCGAAGAGCAUUCCUGCCUUUGCCGGACCAUACGUUACCAUCGUCGAGAGGGUCCUGUCUUGCGAUGAUGAGGCGGCGAGUGGAAAAUUGAAACUCUAUCUGCGCGCAUCUCACUUUAACCGCUAUAACCCCUCUGAAAGGCAAAACGUUUCUGGGAACGUGACAGUAUUCGAGCCCUUUGAUGAUGCUGUGUGGAUGGAUAUCAGGAUAGACGUUCGAGCUAACAAUGAAUGGAAGAAAAAUGCGUAUGUUUUGAAGUUUCCGAACCAAGGCUGUUCAAGAUUCAGAGCCUUUCUUCCAUCUUUCUUCAAAGUUAUGUACAAAGGUGUCAGCCUGGUUGGUGCUUGUUCAGUGCCUGUGGGAGUGUACGUCUUCGAUGAACCUGUGGAUUGGUCCUUCCCAAACGUUCCGGUUUUCCCUUACGGACACUACCUUGCCACCAUGAACGGCGGAAGGGGAAACCAGAAGAUUAUCAAAAUGUGCAGCCAAUAUGAAUUGCGUAUUAUUCCGAAGUCCUCGUAA